Messenger RNA from Wallemia ichthyophaga EXF-994, 318 nucleotides. RefSeq lists its product as uncharacterized. The record is from RefSeq and is a predicted model, not a curated record. Bases 1 to 318 code for a protein of 105 amino acids. NCBI's taxonomy places the organism in Eukaryota, Fungi, Basidiomycota, Wallemiomycetes, Wallemiales, Wallemiaceae. The transcript is spliced from 2 exons.
AUGGGCGAUGUACGCACAAAUUUAUGCCAAAUAGAAUACAAAAUAACCUGUUUUAUAGAAACCGGACGCUUGUCAUCGUCUUGGUGCGUCGCUUCCCUCCAUGUCCUCGCCAACGCUGACGAGCUCGAAGCUUGCAAGCUGCAAGGCUGCCUUAUGAAGAAUGACUAUCAGCAAUCGAGGUGCGAGAACAUAAUCGACGAAUUAUACAUUUGCUGUGGACGUCAUUACAACAAAACACAACAGAAGAUUGAUAGCUGCCCAAUAGAAUCAGUACUCCAUAGGAAGUUGAAGGAUAGAGGUUUAGGCGAUAAGGUUUAG